CUGGUUUAAAUGCCACAGCAACAUAUGUGAAUGAAGAUCAUGAUAAUACUCAUAAAGAAUCCAGACCAAGUGUUAAAGUUGUUGCUGCCAUUGAAAUUGGUACAACAUACAGUGGGUAUGCCUUUUCGUUCGCCCACGAUCCGAAUAACGUGAUUAUCAACACGAACUGGUUAUAUGGUGGCUCAUCAACCGAAAUAGCGACUAAAACACCGACGAUUGUUCUUCUCGACAACAAAGGCGACUUUCACUCAUUUGGAUUUGAUGCAGAAAAAUAUUAUUUAUCGCUUACAAACCACCAAGGCUGGAGAUUGUUCAGACGUUUUAAAAUGGCAUUGCAUAAGAACUGUUCCCUGGAUGCGACUAUCGAUGACCUAGAAGGCAAUCCGUAUCCCGCGAUAGAAUUAUUUACCACUACAUUGCGAUUUCUGAACGGACACCUCUUAAAAGCUUUGCAUACAAAAUCAUCGACAGUGCUUGAAACCGAGAUACAGUAUAUUAUAACUGUGCCUGCCGUAUGGACUGAUGAGGCCAGACACUUUAUGAAAGAGUCUGCUUUCAGGGCUGGAAUCAAUAAAGAAAGACUGGAAUUGGUGGUUGAUUCGGAAGCGGCGGCCACUUGGUGGACAGGUGUAAACAUAAAAGACAAUCCAGACAUUAAUUUACAGACAUCCGGGUCCAAAUGGUUGGUUGUAAAAAUUGGAGGCGGGACUGCAAAUGUAUUAGCAUACGAAGUAUUACCUAAAGGCAAAGUCAAGGUCAUACAAAAAGCGAGCGGCGGAGCCUGGGGCUUUACAAACGUCGAGCAGCAGCUUUUGGAAAAUCUAGAUCAAGAACUAGGAGUUGGAAAUUUAGACAAAUUACGCAGAGAGCACAUAGGAGAUUAUUACGAACUUUUACAAGAAAUUGAAGAUAAAACCCGAUCAAGAUAUAUUUUUUCACAAGAUGCCUGUGUUGUGAGGCUCCCGUAUUCACUGUCCCAAGAAGUAAAAAAACAUCGCAUACAAACAGCGAAGAUUAAAACAUGGUUUGAUAGCGAACUUUCAAGUUUUAUUGAUCACAUUAAAACUGUUUUAAAUACUAAUCUCAGUUUAAGGGAGUUAACGAAUAUUGUUUUAGUCGACAGAUUUGCCGAAUCGAUGUAUGUUCAAAACAUGUUGAGCGAUGCAUUUACAGAAUUAAAAGUGAUUAUACCUCAAGAUCCGAAAUUAGCAGUGCUAAAAGGAGCCGUUUUGUAUGGACACAACAGUGGUACUGACAUAUCCAAUCAGAGUGAUAGCAUAUAGGCAUAGUAUGCACAUCGAUGGUUUAUUUUGUAUGGGGUUAAUCUUGAUCGCUCGCGAGGGAUUUGCUGAUGAUUGAAUUGAUAUGGAAUAUGCAAACAUUUACGCCGUUUACCGACGAUUGCCAAACGUGAAUCAUACGUAUGUGGAGGAUUCCUUUAGAUCCGUUCUGUAAAUUUUGCAAACAACGUUAGGACAAUUUAGAACAUUUGUUCUGGGAAUGUGAAUUAUCUAAACAAUUAUUGAAGAAAUGUUACCAGGACAAUCUUUCCCUUUCAUAAAUAAGACCAUUUUACUACUGGAAUAUUUUACAAAGUCCAAUAGAGCCAUAAAUCAUGGUAUUUUGUACAUAAGACUGUAUUUGUAAAAUAAUAAAACGCAUACCAAGGUGCAACAAAAUACUGAAGUAAGAAAACGAUAACUUUAGAAAAAUAUCAGUUUAAAAAAAUACAUUGAAAGCAAAUAGAAAUUGCUAAGUUCUAUGUUUCACAACGUAAUGUUAACAUUUAUUGAGUGUUGUAUAUUUUGCAACCUUUUACAACUAAUGGCAUUGAGUUG
Messenger RNA from Dreissena polymorpha, 1838 nucleotides. Its product is annotated as heat shock 70 kDa protein 12B-like. Gene Ontology annotation, molecular function: ATP binding; ATP-dependent protein folding chaperone. The record is from RefSeq and is a predicted model, not a curated record. NCBI's taxonomy places the organism in Eukaryota, Metazoa, Mollusca, Bivalvia, Myida, Dreissenidae. The coding region runs from base 327 to 1283 and encodes 318 amino acids. The transcript has 5 exons.